AUGGAAAAGAAGAUGCUUGUGAUACUAUCUUCGCUACUGUUUACAUGUUUAGCUGACUCGUUUUCUGACGUUAUUUUACAAGAGUGGGAGACAUUCAAGAUCCAGCACGGCAAGACGUACGUCACGAACGUGGAGGAGAAGUUCCGUCUGAAGAUCUUCAUGGAGAACAAAAGGAAGAUAGCGAGGCACAACGCACGCUAUGAAAGAGGGGAAGUCACCUUCACACUCGGCAUGAAUGAAUAUGGAGAUUUGCUGCCGCACGAGUUCGCGCGCGCGCUGAACGGCUUCAACCGCACCGGCGCCGGCGGGGCGCGGUCCGAGGACGGGGUCGCCUUCAUCGCGCCGGGGCUCGGGGAGCUGCCCCGGAGCGUGGACUGGCGGCGGAGGGGCGCGGUGACCCCCGUCAAGAACCAGGGCGACUGCGGCGCGUGCUGGGCCUUCAGUGCCACCGGGUCCCUGGAAGGCCAGCACUUCAGGAAGACCAAGAAGCUCGUCUCCCUGAGCGAGCAGAACCUGAUUGACUGCUCGGGCCAGUACGGGAACAACGGCUGCGAAGGAGGUCUCAUGGACUACGCCUUCCAAUACAUAAAGGCGAACCGUGGCAUCGACACGGAAAAGUACUACCCGUACAAAGCAACAGAUGGCAGCUGUCGCUAUAACCCCAAGGACAAGGGCGCGACGGACAAGGGCUUCGUGGACCUGGAGAGCGGCAGCGAGGAGCAGCUGCAGCAGGCCGUGGCCGCCGUGGGGCCGGUAUCCGUGGCCAUAGACGCCAGCCGCAGCUCCUUCCAGCUCUACAAGGACGGAGUGUACUUCGAGCCGGACUGCAGCAGCGCGCAGCUGGACCACGGGGUGCUGGUGGUCGGCUACGGCGGCGAGGAGGACUCCCAGUUCUGGAUCGUGAAGAACUCCUGGGGCCGAUCCUGGGGCAAGAAGGGCUACAUCCUCAUGUCGCGCAACAGGGACAACAACUGCGGCAUCGCCACCUGCGCCAGCUACCCGCUCGUCUGAUCGCCGCCAGUCCAACUGCUUCAUAGCCACUAUUUCCUGCUACCAGGGUGUCAACUCCCCAUUCAGUAAUGUUACAAAACUUCUUUUGGGCGCGGUGAUAGUAAAAUUUUUAAAGCUGUAUUUCAAUGCAAAGUAUUCGUGAAACAUUUUUGUGAUACUUUUAAGACGUGAAAAA
This is a messenger RNA of Bacillus rossius redtenbacheri, 1186 nucleotides long. Its product is annotated as procathepsin L-like. The record is from RefSeq and is a predicted model, not a curated record. Gene Ontology annotation, biological process: immune response; positive regulation of apoptotic signaling pathway; positive regulation of peptidase activity. Gene Ontology annotation, cellular component: lysosome. Bases 1 to 1011 code for a protein of 336 amino acids. The transcript is spliced from 6 exons. Gene Ontology annotation, molecular function: cysteine-type endopeptidase activator activity involved in apoptotic process; cysteine-type endopeptidase activity. NCBI's taxonomy places the organism in Eukaryota, Metazoa, Arthropoda, Insecta, Phasmatodea, Bacillidae.